AUGCAUCUCAUGUAUACCCUCGACAGUGAAGGCAACCGCAUCUACACAUUGAAAAAGGUGCUGGAUGGCCGGGUCACAAAAUCUGCCCAUCCCGCCAGAUUCUCGCCAGAUGACAAAUACUCCAGACACCGAGUUACAUUGAAGAAACGAUAUAGACUACUCUUGACGCAACAGCCUGAACCCAAAAUGUGA
Molecule: messenger RNA, 192 nt
Organism: Histoplasma mississippiense
Lineage: Eukaryota; Fungi; Ascomycota; Eurotiomycetes; Onygenales; Ajellomycetaceae
Product: H/ACA ribonucleoprotein complex subunit 3
Exons: 3
Coding region: 1-192 (63 amino acids)
Biological process (GO): ribosome biogenesis; snRNA pseudouridine synthesis; positive regulation of telomerase RNA localization to Cajal body
Cellular component (GO): box H/ACA snoRNP complex; box H/ACA telomerase RNP complex
Molecular function (GO): box H/ACA snoRNA binding; telomerase RNA binding
Source: RefSeq, a predicted model, not a curated record